GGCUUUCUUGGUGCUGUUUUUUUUCUACCCACUUUAAACCUUCAGGUUCUACUUAUCAGGGAAAACGGGAAAUGCUGUGUGCAAAUAGCAAUCCAAAAGUUCUUAGUAAACUGCAGCCACAGGGACUCAGACUAGAAUGAAGGUAGGAAGAGCUGGGACAGCUUGGGCUUAAUCCUAAGAUUUUCUUCGGGCUGAGUUUCUGUUGCUUGUUAACUCAGGGCAUUUGCAGAUAGAUGUAUUUCUCACUGGUGGUGUGGAGUCUUGGGCAGAACCAACAUCAACGUUCUGAGCUAGAUUUUGAAAUACCAGUGUGUGUGCAGUUAGUGUUUUUAUUAAAGGAGCUCAAGAGCCCAGCACAGAUCUUGUCUAACUGCAAAAGCAGAAGUUAAGAAGCAGCAUCUUGAAGGCACUUUCCUAGAGAGAAGUCUUGAGAUGGCUCUGAAUAAUUGUUCCCACCUGGACCUGGAAGUGGAUCCUUUCCUGCACUGCAACAACACCUUCAAUCAAAGUCUGAACGGCCCCAAGAUGGACAACUGGUUCUAUCCAGGAAUCAUUUAUGUCAUUCCUGCUGUUUAUGGGGUUAUCAUCGUGAUAGGCCUAAUUGGCAACAUCACCUUGAUCAAGAUCUUCUGUACAGUCAAGUCCAUGCGAAACGUACCAAACCUGUUCAUCUCUAGCCUGGCUUUGGGAGACUUGCUGCUGUUGGUAACGUGUGCCCCUGUGGAUGCCAGCAAGUACCUGGCUGACAGAUGGCUAUUUGGCAGGAUCGGCUGCAAACUGAUCCCAUUUAUACAGCUUACCUCAGUGGGGGUGUCUGUCUUCACACUUACGGCACUGUCCGCAGACAGGUACAAAGCCAUCGUCCGGCCAAUGGAUAUCCAGGCAUCACAUGCCCUGAUGAAGAUUUGUCUCAAAGCUGCCUUGAUCUGGAUCGUCUCUAUGCUGUUGGCCAUCCCAGAGGCUGUGUUUUCUGACCUCCAUCCCUUCCAUGUGAAAGAUACCAACCAAACCUUCAUUAGUUGUGCCCCCUACCCACACUCUAAUGAGCUGCACCCUAAAAUCCACUCUACGGCUUCCUUUCUGGUUUUCUACAUUAUCCCACUGUCAAUCAUCUCUGUCUACUACUACUUCAUUGCCCGAAAUCUGAUUCAGAGUGCCUACAAUCUUCCUGUGGAAGGCAAUAUACACGUCAAGAAGCAGAUCGAAUCCCGGAAGCGGCUUGCCAAGACAGUACUGGUGUUUGUGGGACUCUUUGCCUUCUGUUGGCUCCCCAAUCAUAUCAUCUACCUGUACCGCUCCUACCACUACUCUGAGGUGGACACCUCCAUGCUCCACUUUGUCACCAGCAUCUGUGCCCGCCUCCUGGCCUUCACCAACUCCUGCGUGAACCCUUUUGCCCUCUAUCUGCUGAGCAAGAGCUUCAGGAAGCAGUUCAACACUCAACUCCUCUGCUGCCAGCCUGGCCUAAUGAACCGGUCCCAUAGCACUGGGAGAAGUACCACCUGCAUGACCUCCUUUAAAAGCACCAACCCCUCAGCCACCUUCAGCCUCAUCAAUGGAAACAUCUGUCAUGAGGGGUAUGUCUAGACUAACCUCUCAAUCUUGCCUCCUAAGGGACUCCGGGUUUUGUUUUAUGGAUGGCCAGGAGCCCUGUAAUUGGAUGUUAUCUCUGUACUUUCCAAAGACCCUUCAGGAGGCUGAAUGAUACAGAUGGGUAGGAGAGAUGUGCAAAAGCGUCAAUCACUAGUGUUAUCUCAAAGUGCUGGCUUCAUUUUCCAUCUCAGUUUGGGAGGGUUUCUUUUGGUGGAGAGCAAAUCUUCCUUUACAAAAGAAGGAACAAAUUGGAAAUUAUUAUUCAAAGCACCAAGCCCUGCUAUGCAAGUAUGGUCAAUUAAGUCAUAGAAAUUGUAUGAACAAAGAAGGCUGAGAAACCACGCGUUGGAUAUCUACUCUGUGAAAGAUUUUAUUUAAACAGAAGCUGAUUGCUUUCAAAACACGGCUUGACUCUUUUUUCCAGAAACAUCUAUAAUAUGUAAACUAAGGGACAACUUUAAUUUACAUUCCUAAAAUGAGAAGCCAACUCUAAAAAAGAGUCCCAUGUGUGAGGAAUGGACGUCAUUUAUAACAUUGGAAGCCAGUGUAAUAUAAAACAAACCUCUAAAUAUUGACUUUUAAAAAAUGUUGCUGAGGACAUGGGAGAAACACCCAAUAUAAGGCAAAAUACAAGUAAACACAUAGAUCCAUGUAUGGAUAUAGAACAACAGCUUAUGCUCUGACUUCUUAUUUCACAAAAGUUCUGAUUGUGGUUAACCCAAUUUGGGCCAUUGUAGUGUCAUUCUGCCAUGGCGGAGAAAUCCUUUUGUGAGAAAAAAUGAUCAUUUUAUCAAAGCAACAACUAUGUAUAAAUGUAUAAAUGAUGGUGUUUACUCUUGGUAUGCAUAUUUUGAAUCAAAUGUAUUUACUUAGGUUUAAUUGUCCUUGCUAUGGUGAAGCAGUAGUUUCAAUAUGAGAAAGACCAUAGCUGUAGAUAAAUAAAAUUGUGUUUAUAUUGGAA
Molecule: messenger RNA, 2554 nt
Organism: Mesocricetus auratus (golden hamster)
Lineage: Eukaryota; Metazoa; Chordata; Mammalia; Rodentia; Cricetidae
Gene: Grpr
Product: gastrin releasing peptide receptor
Exons: 3
Coding region: 433-1587 (384 amino acids)
Biological process (GO): G protein-coupled receptor signaling pathway
Cellular component (GO): membrane
Molecular function (GO): G protein-coupled peptide receptor activity
Source: RefSeq, a predicted model, not a curated record